Messenger RNA from Pochonia chlamydosporia 170, 690 nucleotides. RefSeq lists its product as hypothetical. The record is from RefSeq and is a predicted model, not a curated record. Lineage: Eukaryota; Fungi; Ascomycota; Sordariomycetes; Hypocreales; Clavicipitaceae. The transcript has a single exon. The coding region runs from base 1 to 690 and encodes 229 amino acids.
AUGGUCCGCCGAAGCAUCCGCUUAAGCACCAAAGUGGUCGCCACAUCACCGCCAACCACAGCAUCAACACCACCAAUCCCAGCCAAACCCAAACCCAAGUCCAAACCAACAGCAAAAGUCGACAAAAAGGACCCCCCAACAAUCUACUUCCCCUCCCCCGCCGCCUUCAACACCUGGCUCCUAGCAAACACCUCCCAAAACCAAGGAAUAUGGCUCAAGAUCGCGAAAAAAGCAUCCUCCAUCCCCACCAUCACCUACGACCAAGCCAUCGACACGGCCCUCUGCCACGGCUGGAUCGACGGGCAGCGCAAGGCCCUCGACACAAACUACUUCAUCCAGCGGUUCACGCCCCGCCGCAAGAACAGCCUCUGGUCCAAGCGGAACGUCGACAAGGUGGCCGUGCUGAUCGACGAGGGGAGGAUGCAGGCCACGGGGCUGGCGGAGGUGCAUGCCGCGAAGGCAGAUGGGCGGUGGGACAGGGCGUACGCGGGCCCAGCGACGAUGGAGGUGCCCGGGGAUUUUGCGGAGGCGCUGGCGGCGAACAAGAAGGCGAGGGAUGUGUUUGAUGGGUUGGGGAGGAGUGCGAGGUUUCCGUUCUUGUGGAGGGUGACGACGGCGAAGACGGAGGAGACGAGGAGGAGGAAGAUAGAGCAGUUUGUGGAUAUGUUGAGUAGGGGGGAGACUUUGUGA